Candidozyma duobushaemuli is the source of this 1032-nucleotide messenger RNA. It is a transcript of the gene SIS1, whose product is annotated as type II HSP40 co-chaperone. The record is from RefSeq and is a predicted model, not a curated record. Lineage: Eukaryota; Fungi; Ascomycota; Pichiomycetes; Serinales; Metschnikowiaceae. Gene Ontology annotation, molecular function: protein-folding chaperone binding. Gene Ontology annotation, cellular component: cytosol. Bases 1 to 1032 code for a protein of 343 amino acids. The transcript has a single exon. Gene Ontology annotation, biological process: translational initiation.
AUGGUCAAGGAAACUAAGCUUUACGAUUUGUUGGGCGUCGCCCCACUGGCGAAUGAAAACGAGAUCAAAAAAGCAUACAGAAAGGCUGCUCUCAAAUACCAUCCUGACAAGCCAACUGGAGAUACCGAGAAGUUUAAGGAGAUCUCCGAAGCUUUCGACAUUUUGUCUAACGAUGACAAAAGACAGGUCUACGAUGACUACGGCUUGGAGGCUGCUAGAGGCAAUGCCCCCGCUGGAGGUGAAAACCCAUUUGCCGGAGGUGCUCCAGGUGGAGGUGGAACUACAUUCUCCUUCGGUGGAGGAGGUGGAGGCCAUCCAUUCUCACAGUCUGACGCUUUCAACAUUUUCUCUCAAAUGGGCGGAUUUGGUAUGGACGAUGGUGGCUUCAGCUUUGGCGGUUCUGGAUUUGGUGGAGGAUCUGGCUUCGGUGGAGGUGGAUCCGGCUUUGGUGGAAUGCCAGGUGGAUUUGGCGGUGCUGGAGGCGGCGGACGCUCUCGUCGCCCUGAACCAGAUACCGUUUCUAUUCAGUUGCCUUGUACGCUAGAAGAGUUGUACACUGGUGCUACCAAGAAGAUGAAACUCAGCAGAAAGUCCGCUGACGGAUCGAGAGAGAGCAAGAUUUUGGAGAUCAAGAUUAAGCCUGGUUGGAAGAUCGGGACGAAGAUUAACUUCAAUAACGAAGGUGACUACCAGCGUGAGUGCCAGGCCAGACAAACAGUUCAAUUCAUCAUUGAGGAGAAGCCUCACCCCAUUUUCAAGAGAGAGGGCAACGACUUGGUUGCUAACGUUAAGUUGACAUUCAAGGAAGCCUUGCUUGGAUUUGAGAAGGAUAUCACCACAUUAAGCGGAAAGAAGAUUAAUGUCUCGAGAUCUCUUCCGGUGCAGCCCUCUUCCACAAACAGAUAUCCAGGUCAGGGAAUGCCUAAUUCUAAGGACCCCCAUGCCCACGGCGAUCUUAUCGUCAAGUACAAGAUAGACUUCCCUACAUCUUUGCUGCCAGCCCAGAAACAGGCCAUCCAGAGUGCAUUUUAG